AUGAAUGAUAACCUUACAGCUCCGGUCUCCGAAUGGGAGAUCAAACUGGCGCUCUUUGCUAUGCAUCCGGAAAAGGCCCCAGGUUUAGAUGGGAUGACUGCACUUUUCUAUCAGAAAUUCUGGGAUAUAGUAAAGGAGGAUUUGACUCUUAUGAUCAAUAAAUUCCUUUUCGAGGGGACAGUGGCGACUGGACUGAAUGAUACAAAUAUAUGUCUCAUCCCGAAGAUAACGAGGCCUAAUGAUAUGGCUCAGUUUAGACCCAUUAGCUUAUGUAAUGUUAGUUACAAGAUAAUCUCUAAGGACAUGUUCCACGCUUUCAGAACUAAACCUAGUGGACGCAGUAAGAGGAUGGCCAUCAUCAAGAUAGACAUGAGCAAGGCAUAUGACAGGAUGGAAUGGUCCUUUAUUGAAGCUGUCAAGAUGGGGUUCUCAGAGACAUGGUUCACCUGGAUAAUGCGGUGUAUUACGUCGGUGAAAUAUAAGCGGAUUAAUGCGACUACUAGACAAGAGCUUAAAGAUGUGCUUGGAAUACAGAACGAGGGAGGAAUGGGAACCUAUCUUGGUAUCCCAGAAGACAUAAGUGGUUCCAAGUGCAAACUUUUUGCAUUUCUAAAGGAUAAGUUGAUGCAUAGAGUGAAUGGAUGGACAUGCAGAUGGCUCUCGAAAGGUGGGAAGGAAGUGCUGAUAAAAUCCAUUUUACUCGCUCUACCGACAUACAGGAAUACACUGGCAAAAUGGGAAAAAGUUUGCUUACCAAGAGAGGAGGGUGGGAUCGGUUUCCGGAUGAUCCAUGAGUUCAACAUGGCGCUAUUGGCAAAACAACUAUGGAGGCUAGUUCAAUUCCCGGACUCUUUGGUUGCACGGGUCUUGAGAGGAAGGUACUAUAGAUUGAGUUCUCCACUAAGAGCGAACACUGUUACCAGCCCAUCCUAUGUGUGGACAAGCAUUUCUGCAGCAAGGAAGUUGUUAUUACUCGGGAUUAGACAGAAGAUACAUUCAGGGUAUGAAGUCAAGGUGUGGGAGGACCCGUGGGUUCCAACGACCCCUGCGAGACCAGCUAUCCCCAUAGCGCCAGUUAUGCACCCGAAUAUGAGAGUCAUCGAUAUUAUUAACCAGGUAUCGAAGGAAUGGGACAUUGGUCUAUUGGAGAAUUAUGUCAGUCUUGAGGACAUACCUCUCAUAAGGAGUUUAGCUGCUGGAACUACACAAGAAAUGGCCAAUACACGGUUAAAUCUGGAUAUUGGGUCGCUCAGAAUGUAUUAA
This is a messenger RNA of Brassica oleracea var. oleracea, 1263 nucleotides long. RefSeq lists its product as uncharacterized. Bases 1 to 1263 code for a protein of 420 amino acids. The transcript has 4 exons. NCBI's taxonomy places the organism in Eukaryota, Viridiplantae, Streptophyta, Magnoliopsida, Brassicales, Brassicaceae. The record is from RefSeq and is a predicted model, not a curated record.